This is a messenger RNA of Sodiomyces alkalinus F11, 680 nucleotides long. RefSeq names its product ACN9-domain-containing protein. The transcript has 2 exons. Gene Ontology annotation, cellular component: mitochondrion; mitochondrial intermembrane space. Bases 104 to 517 code for a protein of 137 amino acids. Lineage: Eukaryota; Fungi; Ascomycota; Sordariomycetes; Glomerellales; Plectosphaerellaceae. Gene Ontology annotation, biological process: mitochondrial respiratory chain complex II assembly; succinate metabolic process. The record is from RefSeq and is a predicted model, not a curated record.
CGCUCAUAUUCACCACUGCCAUCAAAGAGACGUUGCAUUCAUAUUCUGCCAAGAUUUCUCUUUACCUCUCAUAAGACUUUCUAGAGCUCCCGCAUAAGCACCAAUGCGUCCCACAACCACUCUAAGAUGGGCCUCGGCCGUAAACAGAGCCAGGACCCUGGGACCCAACGCCCCGAUGCCCCUUCUGCCGCCUAUCCCCCUCUACCGUCGCUUGCUAAGGGCCCAUCGCAAGUUCCUUCCAGCCGAAAUGCGGUUGCUUGGGGAUGAAUACGUCAAGGCCGAGUUCCGCGCUCACCGUAACGUGGACAACCCUGCCCAUCUGAUCGGCUUCUUGACGGAGUGGCAGCUAUACGCCCAAAAGGUCGAGGGCGAGGCGUGGAUAGGCGAGAAGAUCGACAAGACCAAGUUUGAGAAACUCAGCGACGACCAAGUUGGGCAACUUUACGAGCUCAUGAUGGCUAUUCGGCAACAGCAGCAGGAAGAGGGAGGAGAGUCGGGCGAUUCAAGUCCACAUUGAUCGACCCCUCUCGCAGUAUGUAUUAUUGCGGGCGGGCAUUUGCAACGUUAUGGGCGCCGAGAGGGGUGUAUUUCAUCUGGAUGCCAUGAGAGACAAUUCUCCCAUGUCAUGUAUUAUGAUCAUGAGAUUUUGGCUGUAAAAUAAAUAAACUUGUACUACCUCG